Molecule: messenger RNA, 5854 nt
Organism: Etheostoma spectabile (orangethroat darter)
Lineage: Eukaryota; Metazoa; Chordata; Actinopteri; Perciformes; Percidae
Gene: shisa6a
Product: shisa family member 6
Exons: 9
Coding region: 694-2448 (584 amino acids)
Biological process (GO): regulation of AMPA receptor activity; regulation of short-term neuronal synaptic plasticity
Cellular component (GO): postsynaptic density; postsynaptic membrane; dendritic spine membrane
Source: RefSeq, a predicted model, not a curated record
CGCCUCGCCUCUUACAGACAACUUGUAAUACACUGUUAUCUUUCUGUUUCUCUUUUUCCACCUCUGCGAGUUAUCGAGUAAAGUCCAAAGGCAUAUGACCAAAGCACGUGGGGGAGAUGUCGAUUGAUAAUUAACUGAGGUAGCCUACCUGAAUCGGUGACGUAGGUGGAGGGUGACGAGAGAGAGAGAGAGAGAGAGAGAGAGAGAGAGAGAGAGAGAGAGGAUGGGGGCGGGCGGAGAAGAGAGAGAGGUCUUGCCUGUUGUCUUGCUGAGGCUCUUUGAUUCAGUGGCAGUGACUGAGACAACCCCGUUACCGGCCAUCGUAAACCCGUGUAACAACGAGCUUCGAUCAUACUCCAGAUCAACAGCUAAAGAUUUUCCCGGAGAACAUCGCGUCUCUAUCGCGUCUCUGCAGCCGAAAUCAUAACAAGACAUUUGGCCAAAGCGAACUUUGAUAAGAAAACAGACAUUUAUACUGGACAACAUCAAAGUCAGAAGAUGCUUUGUGUGUCUGGUGAGCGCAAAAUCUGCCAGUCAAAGUCCGCGAAGCAAAGCUUGGCACAUAAAGGAGUACCCGCGAUGAAGAAACCCGCAAGAAGCUACACGCGGUAAGAAGUGGAAGAGUGAUAUUCAGAGAGAAAGACCAGACAGAAGAGUGUGUAGGCCAAAGAACAAAUACCAGCGCGUCCUCAAAUGAUGGGGAUUAAGCACCUUCUGCUUCUUUUGAUUUACUUAGACCCGCUGAAUGUCCUGUGCGCCGCCACCACCAACAAAAAGAACAAAUUCCCGCCGAGGAGGAACCCAAAGGUGAAGGAGGUCAACGGCAGCACCACCGCGGUCCCGCUGUCCGUGGCCGUCCCGGGGAAGAUCACGCAGGUCCAGGCUCCCAGGGUGCAGCACGACACCUGUCUGGGCUACUACGACGUGAGCGGGGCGUACGACAAAGAGUUCAGCUGCAACAACACCGAUCACCGCUUCUGUUGCGGCAGCUGCUUCCUGCGCUUCUGCUGCGCGGACCGGGGGAUGCGCCUGGAGCAGAAGAGCUGCACCAACUACAACACACCGGACUGGAUCAAAACCCAGCCCCCUUCACCGGGGCCCACAGGUGAUACCUAUGACCCGGAGCUGGACCAGACCAACACCACGGUGUACAUCACCUGCGGGGUCAUAGCGCUCGUCAUUGCCAUUGGGAUAUCUGUUAAAGUUGCCUAUGAUAAAGCCACCAAGCCCCCUCAGGAAAUGAAUGUGCACAGAGCCUUGGCAGACAUUCUGAAGCAACAAGGACCAGUUCCAAUAUCUCAGUAUGAACAUGAAAACCUUGCAGCGAUUGAUGGGUCACCCAAAGACGAGACGCCGGUCAGAUCCUCGAAGAGUCAUUACACACCUGUUCACGCCAAGGCAUCAAACCACGGACACUAUGGAAAAGAAAACCUGCGCGGCGGGGGCCAAGACAUGCACAACUUCAUCUCCUCUGGGUUUGUGACACUUGGACGUGGCCACUUGAAAGCGCAGCACUCCAUAGACGAAUCGGGGCAGAUGUCCUGGCAGGGCGAUCCGGACAUCCCCCUCUCCUACGGAAACCACCACCAUGACUACCAGCACAGCCACCUGGAUCUGACUGCGCUAACACCUAAACUGGCCCACAGACAAAUGAGAUACGAGAGACCCCAACGGAUGAACAACAUCCUGACCUCAGCCACGGAGCCCUACGACCUGUCCCUGUCCAGAUCCUUCCAGAACCUCAGCCAUCUGCCGCCCUCCUACGAGGUGGCCCUCAAGUCUGACUUAAGUAAAUACUCCUCCUCUCUCCACAGAUUAAGUGAGGACGUAGAUGAGUACUACGCGAGGAAGCAUCAUCAUCCUGACUUCGGUGGCCGGGGGCCGACCCACAUGGUGAAGCUGAACGCAGAUCCCCAGCCGCACCAGCAGCAUCAGCAGCCCCAGCAGCACCAGCAGCGGCAGCGGCCCCGCCGAGUUCAGAGGGCCAUGUCCCAGGACCACGUCCUGUCUCCUCCCCGGACGCCACGCCGCGGGGACUACGGCUUAUCUUCAUACGGCGUCAUGGCAGCGGCUGCAUAUAGCAGCAGCCGACACCUCUCAGAGGAGCAGCUGUUGUCUGCAGAGCGCCUCCACUCCCAGGAUCCCUUGCUGUCCCCGGCAAUGAGGCGUGACAAGUUCCGGGAGAAGGCAAUGGCUCGGGCUAUGUCGCACGCUGACAUGCUAAUGCCCAUCACGCCCGUCAUGGACCGCCACAAGAUGACCAAGAUGCACUCUCAACCCACUGCCUCUAACGACUCCUACAAUACGCUGACGGUCAACAACCAACCGAGCACGUCUAAGAGGCAGGCGUUUGCCUCUCGACGGACACACACGGUGGACCACCUACAAUACAUUCCGGGCCACCACCACACAUACCGCACUGCCAGUAAGAACGAGGUAACUGUUUAACCGCAGAACGGUUAGCUGAAGGAUUCCUGAGACACGCCAUGGACGAUGACAGAAAUCUCGAAAAAUCAGCAUGUCUCCUCAGCAGAGGUGUUCUGUCUUCUUAUAACAACAACCUCCAUCAUUAAAAAACUAAACUAUUUCUGCUUUUUUUUUCUGCACAAGCCUCCUGUGUCAUCCACAAUCAACCCCGGCAAAGACAUCUCUCUCUUAGGACAUCAUAAGGGCUUUGCGUGUUGACACAAAGAAGGAUCCUUCAUGUCAGAUGGAUGUUUGUUUGACAGCCUGAAGAAAAUAUUUUUUAAACUGGACAUGGGACUGGAAAGGGAAUUGUAUUAAAUUUCUUAAUAUAUACAUAUACUUAUAUUUACUAUUUGUAUUUUCAGUCCUUGUUAUAGCUUUAGAGAUUCUCAUUGACUGAUGGAAGCACUUCAAGUGCUGCCUCUUAAAAUUGUCCCAUUUCAACGAAGUGGAUUUGUGGGUUAAAAAGCACAAUUUAUGAAUUCCCUUUUUUGGUUUGGUUUAUUUACUCUUCUUCUUUGAUAAAAGGCCAGGACAUAUCAGCUUAUUAGUGAAAACAGAGGCUAAUUCUUUUGUAUACAAUAGAUGAUUGUAAAUAGGCUAUAUUAGCAGCAUUAAAACAAGAAAAGCUGGCCCUUUGGCAAUAUUGUUUGGUUUGGUUUUCUCCCACCUGGAAUCUGUAUUCCCAAUUAAUAAUUUUAAUUUUAGAUAAGGCAAAGAUCCCAAAUGAAUAUUAUUUCCGCAGAUGUCUGCAAAAUAUGUGGAUGUAAUAUGUACAUGGGGAGUAUUUAUUUCUUUUGUAGGUGUGCUUGUAGGAUAUGAUUGUGAAUGAAACCUUUGACCACGGUCGACGAGCAGCUUCAGUCUGGAGACGUGAAUCCACAGGUGACAAAAGAGCCUGAUGGUUGUUUGAAUUAACUUCAUUUUUGCUCACACAUCAUUUCCUUUGCUUUGUCAUCCAUGAGGCUGACCCUCCCCCGCCCACUCUGCUAGGUUUGUGAUUUGCCAGCAGCUUCCAUCUCUACAUAUCAGGUACUCGUAGCGGCGGAGCCGAGGAGCUCAUUGGUCCAGUCAGUUUUGACAGAAACAAUCAGUACCGAAGAGGACGUCAUAGUUGCUAGUCAAUCAAGCAUUAAUUAAAACUGUGACCUGUUUGUCCUGAUGUUUUCAUUAAAGCAAUGCCUUAUUGUAUGGAAUCCCAUGUGCUCUUAAUUGAUGCUUUUUUCACUUGUCUCAUUGUCUUAGCUUUCUUGGGCAAUGUAAUUGAUAAUAGUGUACCAGCAGAACCAGCCGUAAACAAUAGAACAGUAAUAGAUGGUGCAGUAUGUUACCUCAACAAGACUAAAUUUACUUAAAGGAAUCUCAAACCUAAAUCAGUAUAUACUAGAAGAUUUUUUUCUACAGUUUGUUACUAUUUGUAACACUUAUCCCAUUGACUGAAUUAAAUGGGCAUACAGUGCUUUUGUUGUUCAGUCAGAUUAUCUGGAGAGUAGAGGUCUUCAUGUGUUCACUUACUCUGGGAGCCAGACUCCCAUCCCAUUUAGACAGAUUUCCAGCAAGCCUGGCCCUGGGCGGACCAAUCACAACCGUUAUCUCAUACGAGGAGGGUUUAAGAAGAGGAAAGUUACCGUCCUUACAGUAAAUGCACCAGGCUCAAAAAACUCAAAUUGCUGAUCAAAUAGGAAUUAAGAUUCUGUUAUUGCCUAUUUCCCUUUAUGUUUUUAUAAACACAUUUUUGUGUACUGUUUAGCUGUCAUUUGAGAAAGUUUGUAACCCAGCCGCCAUUUAGUCCUGUUAAAAAUUGAUUAAUAUUGGAUGUAGGUCUAAUCAAUUGAGUCCAGAGGCAUUUUAGUCUGCACAGUUCAAUGAUCCUUGGAAAUCGGAAAAUAAACUGAGAGGUUCCAGACUAAUUCACAUUUGCAAAUCAGGUUGGCAAUGCCAGACUAAGGUUUACUUGGUUUCUACUGAUCAAGGCACAAACAAGGACUAGAGUUGGACUGGGUCCUGGAGUUAUAUUCUGUAUAAUCAGCUAGGUCUCAUUGGGAAUUUUAGCAUAGGUCCUGGUUUAUGUCCGAAAUCAAUAUCCCAGUCUCAAAUUAUGGUAAUAAAGUCCUGUGUGCAAACUAUAUGGAAACAUACAUACAUAUACAUAUAUAUAUAGAAACACACACACACACACAUAUAUAUACACACACACACACACACACAUAUACAUAUAUAUACAUAUAUAUAUAUAUACAUACAUAAACACACAAAAUACACACACAUAUAUAUAUAUAUAUAUAUAUAUAUAUAUAUAUAUAUAUAUAUAUACACACACAUACAUACAUAUAAGUACAGUAAAAUCUUCUAUAGACACAUUUUCAUUUGCGUCCCAAACUGACCCAUGAAGAUCUUUACUGAUGAGUCCAAAGGCUUUGAAAAUGUGUACUUUAUGUUUAUUGACAAACAGCUGAAGUGUCUGCAGUAUAGACAUCUUUGUAUAUGCUGCACAGAAUUAUGACGGGUAUCUCUUACACAUAACAAUCAGAUUAGAAAUUGACCUUAUUGUACAAGUAAAACAUCAGGAACAUUGCUGUUUCUAUGAUCAGAUAUUUGAGAUGUACACUUGAAUAUGUUAUAUGUGAUAUAUGUCCUUUUUCAAUGGUAGGAAAGCAAUGUCUUAUUGUAAAUCCAUGAUCAUGUUGAAAAAAAAAAAAUCUUUUAAAGUUGGCUGUCAUGUGUUUGUUUUUUAAUUGUAGGGUUGUGGAAAGUUGGCCAAAUUAAUUCCACAAAUUAACUAAUUUAACUUAUUUCAAAAUGUACGUGCUGUAUUAAAGGAUGUCAAUUAGAGAUUGUAUUUUUUCCUCUUCAAAAUAGUAUUUUUUUCCUUUUCAAAACAGUCUUUGCAUAUAUAAUUUUUUUCCCCCCUUUUCUUGGAGAGCGCUUACAGGUAAUGAAGAAAAUGUGAUAACUAUGGGUUUGUGUGUGUGUGUGUGUGGGGGGGGAUAAUUGUUCAGUAGACUGCUUCAGCCAGAUAUAUGUAACUACCCCCACGCUUAACUAAUCUUCACAAACUUCUUUUCACUUAAUUAAUAAUGAUGUCAUCCCAAGAGCCUUUUAUCUAUGUGCAAUAUUUCCUAUUCAUGCACCAUAACUCUGUAGCCACUUUUACAAUGUUGUGAGGUUCAUUUGCUGCCAUAAAGGUAUUGCUGUUCUUUAGGGCUGUUGUCUUUUAUAGCCAAUCAUUUAUCAUACAGCCAAACGUGGUAUGAAUGAAACAGGUGUCUGUGUAAUUGCACAAAUACUAUGAGACUAAUUUAAAGGCUUCAAAACAACAAAAUAUGACUGUUCUUGUGCAUUUUCUGUUUGUUUACAAACUAUUAAAGCACAUCAUGUGUAUUGUAUA